Scleropages formosus (Asian bonytongue) is the source of this 4874-nucleotide messenger RNA. It is a transcript of the gene tmtc1, whose product is annotated as transmembrane O-mannosyltransferase targeting cadherins 1. Gene Ontology annotation, biological process: protein O-linked glycosylation via mannose; RNA processing. Gene Ontology annotation, molecular function: mannosyltransferase activity; protein binding. Bases 152 to 2782 code for a protein of 876 amino acids. The transcript is spliced from 19 exons. Lineage: Eukaryota; Metazoa; Chordata; Actinopteri; Osteoglossiformes; Osteoglossidae. The record is from RefSeq and is a predicted model, not a curated record.
AAACCGGAGCGUGUCACCGCUGCCAGUGCGCAUGCGCGGGGAGGCGGCGGCUCCUUUAUGAAGCCUCCCCUCCCCAGCCGUUGGACUCAGAGUCGCAGCCCGCGGUCCGCGAGCUGGAGAUGGUGUCCCGCGCGUGCUGCAUUUUUCACGCAUGCGACCAGCAUGCGCGUCCAGGGGCAACAUGACAGCUCGCAGCCGAGAGAAGGUCGCCCCGCCGCUGCGUCUCUCCGGCGCCUGCGGUUCGGAACGCGGGUUCUUCUGCUACGUCCUGCUGGUGGCGGUGUGCGCGCUCUGCUACGGUAACUCCCUGCGCGGGGAGUUCGUGCACGACGACGUGUGGGCGAUCACCAACAACCCCGAUGUGCGACCCGGCUCCAGCCUGCGCGCCGUCUUCUCCGACGACUUCUGGGGCAAGAGGAUGGCGGACAACACGAGCCACAAGUCGUACAGACCGCUGUGCAUCCUCAGCUUCAAACUGAACAUCAUGUUGGGUGGGAUGACGCCGCUCUACUUCCACAUGGUGAACGUGGUACUGCACUGCGCCGUCACGGCCCUGCUGAUGUACACGUGCAAGAGGGCCGUGUUCGACGACAGCCGGCUGGCCUUCCUGGCGGCGCUCCUCUUCGCUGUUCACCCCAUCCAUACAGAGGCGGUGUCUGGAAUUGUGGGAAGGGCAGAUGUCUUGGCCUGCCUGCUGUUUCUUCUCAGCUUCCUCUCCUACAUUAGGAGCGUGGGUAGCAGUUGCCCGGGCGACGGCUUCCCGCCCACGGUGUCGUCCUGUUCGUUGGUGCUCAGCCUGCUGCUGGGGUCAUGUGCCAUGCUGGUGAAAGAGACGGGCGUGACCGUGUUCGGCGUGUGCGUGGUGUAUGACGCCCUGGUCCUCUGCCGCCGACCCCUCCUCACGUACCUGUCAUGUGCCAGGAUGAAGGACCUCCUGAGGGCCCCAGGGCCGUUUGUGAAGCGUGCCUCUGCUGUGUCCCUUUAUGUGAUCAUCAUCAUGUCCUUCCGCCUGUGGCUUAUGGGCGGCUCCAUGCCGCUCUUCUCCGAACAGGACAAUCCGGCCUCGUUUUCCCCGCAGCUGCUCACCAGGUUCCUCACAUACAGCUACCUGCUGGCCUUCAACGCCUGGCUGCUGCUGGCACCCAUUGUGCUGUGUUAUGACUGGCAGGUGGGCAGCAUCCCGCUGGUGGAGUCUGUGUGGGAUGUGCGCAACGUCGCCACCCUGCUGCUGGGCAUUGUCAUGGUUGGCCUGUGCCUGCACUACCUGGCCUCGCUGCAGCGGCUCGAGAACCAGGAGGUGCUGGUGGGGUUGCUCUUCCUCGUGUUUCCCUUCAUCCCAGCCAGCAACUUGUUCUUUCGCGUGGGUUUCGUGGUGGCCGAACGCGUCCUCUACAUGCCCAGCAUGGGCUACUGCAUCCUGGUGGUCCAUGGGCUGAACCGGCUGUGCUCUCUGGUGGGGCGCUGGGGGACCACGGCCCUCACCAUCUCCAUGCUGCUGCUGCUUCUGCUCUUCUCCUGGAAGACCGUGCAGCAGAAUGAGGUGUGGCUCUCACGUGAGGCCCUCUUCAGAUCUGGCAUCCAGACCCUUCCACACAACGCUAAGGUGCACUACAACUACGCAAACUUCUUGAAGGAUUGCGGACGCAACCACGAGGCCAUUUAUCACUACAAGAUAGCGCUGAAGUUGUACCCACGGCACGCCAGCGCUAUGAAUAACCUGGGCACGCUGACACGCCACCCAGAGGAGGCGGAGCAGUACUACAGGAGGGCCCUGGACAUCAACCAACAGCACAACAGAGCGCUCUUCAACCUGGGCAACCUGCUCAAGUCGCAAGGGAAGGAGGCCGAGGCAGAGCAGCUGCUGAAGGACUCGAUCCGCUUCGGCCCGCACUUUGCCGAUGCCUACUCCAGCCUGGCCUCGCUCUAUGCGGAGCAGAAGCGCUUUGCGGAGGCCAAUGAAAUCUACCUGCAGGGCAUCGAGAAUUGCCCCGACAGCUCCGAUUUGCACAACAACUAUGGAGUUUUCCUAGUGGACACAGGUGACGGGGGAAGGGCGGCAGUCCACUACCAGCAUGCUGUGCGCCUCAAGCCCACGCACUACGUUGCCAUGGUGAACUUGGGCCGGCUGUUGCGCUCGUCCAAUGACAACAAGGAGGCUGAGGCCUGGUACAAGAGGGCGCUGCAAGUGACGCGAAAGGUGGAGAUCCUGACGCCCCUGGGGGCGCUCUACUACAACACGGGCCGCUACGAAGAGGCGCUGCAAGUGUACCGCGAGGCUGCCGCCCUGCAGCCCGACAGCACGGACAUCUGGCUGGCCCUGGCCCAGGUGCUGGCCAUGGCAGGGCGAACGAAAGAAGCUGAAAAGAUGACUUUUGGGAUCAUAUCGAAAAAUGAGGCCUGCGUCGAGUGUUUCCGCCUCCUGUCUGCAAUCUACAGCAAGCGAGGGAGCCAUCAGGAGGCGCUGGAGGCUCUCGAGAAGGCGCUGGAACAGAAUCCAGAGGACCCAGGAGUCAGGGCAGAGCUUCACUUCUCCAAGGGUAACCAGCUGCGAGAGAUGAACAUGCUGGACAGUGCCUUCGAGAGCUACAAAAAGGCUGUGGAGCUGAAUCCUGACCAGUCACAGGCCUGGAUGAACAUGGGAGGAAUUCAACAUAUCAAGGGAGACUACUCCUUGGCUCGACUGUACUACCAGAGGGCCCUGCGGCUGUCCCCGGGCUCAAAGCUGCUGAAGGAGAAUCUGGCCAAGCUCGACAGGCUGGAGAAAAGGCUGAAUGGGGCGUAGGGAAGGAGGCUGGAGGGACUGAGACUCGACCAUGGGCAUCUGGAGGAGGCGUGGCUUAAGACAAAGCCACAUGGGGCUGCGGUUUUUCUCUCCGAGUCCCUGUCUGGGAGGAGAUGUUGCAGUCCAGCUGCUUGGACUUUGGGGUUCAAGAGUUGAGAGGUACAGGCUGUAAUAUGUAGGCAAGACUGGGAGGUUCUAAGCAGAUGACCAUGUGGUCAAGCAGCACAUGGGACUGUUUACAGACCCUGUAAUGAACAAGGUCUUCCUCCCGCAGUCUGGGUAAGCUUUAAUCCAACAUCAGACUUUUAGCUGGAAAUGUUUGUCUUCAUUCACCUCAAAAAUCAACUUGAAAUGAUUUUGUUUUAUUUGAUCCCCCCCCCCCCUUUAAAGUCAAUGGUAUGGAAUUGGAUAUUUUGAAAAUGGUUUACAUUUUCAGCAAAAAAUAAAAGAGAAAAAAGGUAAUAGAGCAAACACACAUUUUACUCUGGAAGCUGUUGCUUGGUGUGUGUCCAUUUGGUGUUCAGAUAUUGUUAAUUCUCUGUAUGGUGUGAUGUUUGGUUGUUGGGUCACCUAUGAUUGGUGAGGUAAAGGGAGCAGCCUGUAAUUUCCACAUCACGCAAGCAGAGGUUUACAUCUGAAUCCCAUGGAGACCUGGAUUGGUGUUUUGUUAAACAAAAACCUGAUGGGACUUUCUUUUAUGGUCAUUUCAUUCUUGAGGUUAAGGCCUGUAUUUCAUAUGAAGGGGAAUGUAAAAUGGAGUCAAGGAAAAAAGUUGUGCAAUGAUUGUAAUAUUAAACUUGUACCACACUUGUGUAUCAUAUUUCUUUUGUUUUCAUUUUAAAUCACAGAAUUAGAUUUCCAAACCAACGAUGGCUUUUAUAUAAUAAGCUUGAUGAUCUGCAGUUUUCAGCUUUUCCCCAAUAUUAAAGCUUUAUGAUAGUGGCUAAUGGCAACGUUGCAGUAGUGUUGUAGAAAAGGUUUAGAAAAAUAUCUGUUGCCCUGGGCAAAAACACACGGAAUCUUACUGCGAACCGAUGUAUUUUUCAGUUAGAUUCAUUAGGGCACUGUACAUUGAACAUAGUAACAGUCAUUGGUGUUCAUGUUGUAAAAACCAUUUCGUGACACAGCAUUAUGGCUGGAGAAGGCCACUUGGGCUGCUUCGCUAUUGACAUCACUAUUUUGCUGAUUAUAAAGUAUAUUUUAAGUGAGAAAGCCGGGAAUGUGUCCUUUAAAUAAAGCUCUAACUUAAAUGUGUACUCCACAAAAUGAUGAAAAGUUUAAUUUUUUUGGUCUUUUAUUUCACAGCUAAUUAACACCCCAAACAUCCAUGAUUUAAUAUACAUGAGGACAAAAUGAAAGUGUACUUUUGUUUCCCUCCAAACCAAUGUGACCAUAUCUACUAUAAUUUUCAUCAAACUUUCAUCCUUCCCUCUCAUUUGUAAUUGUUACAUCUGAUAUCAAAAGUACCCUAAAAUAUCAACAAUGAAAACAACUGGAAGGAAUGCUGGCGCUGCUUACGUUUGUAACCUUAUUAAUGACAUCUUAAGAGUAUGUUUUGAAUAUUUGGAAGAAAUGCUUGAAGUGUAAUUAUAAUUUAUUAUUUUUUUUAUUAUUAUUUUGAAUGAGCAUGCGAAGUUAUGGCAGGAAUCUCUGAAGUGCAGCAAUUUAAAAUCUAAUUUUAUUUAUUUAUGUUUAUGCAUAUGAAAGGUUUAUUUGCAGCCUUCAUGUGUAAAUGUUUACUUGUGAAUUGUGGUGUCUGCCAUGCAUUGAUGAAAACUGAAAGUAUGAUAAGCUAAUCGAAUAAACGUAAGGGGACGGGGACAUAUUUUCUACAAAUCAUGUCAGUGUGAAUGUGGCCAAAGGACUUGUAUGUGUUCUGUCAUUCCAUCGAAAACAUGGCACCCUGAUCUGGCCCAGGAUAAGGGCAAGGAUUUUAAGACAUUUUAAACUGGAAAAUCAUAUCAUUUUUGAACUGUAACAUUUCUUUUCUUUCCCCACUUUUCUAUGAAAGGACAUUUAGUUGAGUUAUCCUCCAUGUUGUGAAGGACACUGUUUGUUAGCUACAUUACUUUGUUCUGUAAUAAAACUAUAU